This is a messenger RNA of Haliotis rufescens (red abalone), 4484 nucleotides long. RefSeq lists its product as uncharacterized. Lineage: Eukaryota; Metazoa; Mollusca; Gastropoda; Lepetellida; Haliotidae. The record is from RefSeq and is a predicted model, not a curated record. Bases 290 to 3793 code for a protein of 1167 amino acids. The transcript is spliced from 3 exons.
UUACAAACUCGCAACAUUAUCAGGGCUAGGGUCUCUAGCGAUAGGCGACUCGUUGGCGCGGUGUAUUGGGUAUUUAAACUCCAUAUCGCAACAUCCGACGCCUGUUCCUUUUCCAGAAGCAUUCGAAGACCAUGUGCGGAGUUUGGGACAAAUAUGCCAUACUGACGGAUGACGCAUCCCUCAGAUAUAAACGCAUGCGCAUUUACUGGUUGGCACUAGUUCAGCGAGAACGUCAUCAAUAUCACUUUUAAAUAUUAUUCUGUUCAAAAUGUCAGUCUAACGUUUGACAAUGGUAACAACGUGUUGUGUUCCGGGGUGCAAGAACAGGUUCAAUAAGGGGUCAAGCCGAGAAUUUUACAGGAUUCCUUGUGAUCUUGAAACAAGAACGAAAUGGACACUUGCAAUAUUCGAAGAUGCAAACCUAACACCAAGCAAUUACAGCCGUAUUUGUGGGGAUCAUUUCAUCACAGGAAUGAGGAGCACUGAUCCCACCCAUCCAGACCAUGUUCCAUCUCUCUUCCCAACAACAACUACUCAAGAACAUCAGCUUCUCAAGGACCAAUACACCUUGUUUCGGAAAAAGCAAGAAAAAUCUCUGUCAGCGGCUUCCAAUGAUCUUCAUGCUGUGAAUCAAUUGUGGCUGGAAAAGGGAUGGAAACAAGACUCCAUCGACAAGUUGUUCUCGGAUGAUACAAGUCCCAAAUCACACAACCCCAUCCAAACACACACACCAAACCCUUUGACCAACACUCUUACACAACCACAGCCCCCAAAAGACUAUAGUCUGUUAAAUUUUAUGCAUUCACCUACAAAUCAGAAGGCACCAGAGGAGUUUCUUGUCCUUGAUAGAGGAUUCGGUCAGAGGAAAAUGGUGGUUCGUCUGUCCCGCCCUGUCAAAUAUGUGUCUACUACUCCUCCAACUCAAGCUGGGCAGGACAUCAGAGCCUCAAUGAAGGAUGGCAUAUACCAGUACGUCAGUUUACUUGAUAAUACGAAUGAGACUCCGAAACUAAAAGUGCCUGUCAUACCGGUGAAGAAAGAUAAGUGUAUUCAAGUUGAUGCAUAUGUAGAUGCUCCUUACAAUAACAGUCCAGAGGAGUUAUCCAAUGUUAGACUUGUAGAAGGCAUGAAAAGUUUGGCAACUGUUCAGGAAGGGUCUUCACAGGUAGAAGCUUGUGCUGGAUAUACUAAAAACUCUGUCAGAGAAGUUGAGGAUGAAGCAUCAUCUGUGGACAAAUCUGUAUCAGCAGCAGCUGAUUCAACUGAAGCUAUAAGUGCAUGUGGACUAAUUCUAAAAAAUUCAGAUAGUUUUCAAACUGGAAAUGAACCUCCAUUUAGUGUAAUGGAAAAUGGUAUGGAUAAAUGUGCACAGACAGAUUAUGAUCAUGCUGGCCAGAGAGAAGAGACGAACACAUCAGCAUGUGCUGGAGAAGAAAGUGGGAAAAUAUUAACAGUGAAGGAGAUAGGACCGGAUUGUGAUCAGAUUCAGUACACAUCGGCGAUGGAUCAUGCAUACCAUCAUAAUGGUCUGAACAGACCGAUGGAGAUUCAUAUCUCAAAGUCGUAUACCAUAUCAUCAAAUGCAAUGCUUUGCUCCAGUCAGACAUGCAUUGACACUUCUUCAAACCCAGUUUAUAAAUAUGAAUAUCGUGUUGUUUUUGGACAAAAUGUUGUCAAAAGGAGAAAAUGUUUGAAAGAUGUUUCUACCCAGACUGACGGGAGAGGUUGCAAAGCUCAGGUGAUGAUGGAAGCAGAAAGACUAACUUUGGUAGAGGAGAUGCUACAACUCCAUGACAAGGUCGUUGCAAGGUCGUACACAAUGGAUUCCUUUCAAAGUAACCAAGAAAAGGUGCAGUUUUACACUGGGUUUUCUAAUUUUGAGACUUUGAUGGGACUGUUUGAUUCUUUAUUACCUCACAUGUGUCAGCGCACCCAACAAGGCCCUGACCCCUUCGAGUUGUUCGUUCUCACCUUGAUAAAACUCAGACUGGGGAUCAAGAUGAAGGACAUUGCUUACCAAACCGUAAUCACAACUGCUAAACUUUGUACAGCAGUGACACAAUGGUUUAAUUUAAUGUAUUGCUGUCUUUCACCCUUGAUCGACCUUCCUGACCCAAAGUACCAGACGCUUAGUUUCUUUUUAGAAAAAAUUAACCGUCUAAAGUCAAGGUACUUCAUCCUUCAGCAUGUUCAGAGCAAUCUGAAGAGCUCAGACUCCUGGUUGAUGUCAAAGGGAGUGAAGGAUGUGGUAGUGGUGUGUGAUGUCCUCAGCCAGUUCUAUGUGGCUGGUGAGGGUGAUUCUGCUGAUGUGGAUAUGAAGGACAUCCGUGAUCCAUUCCAACUUCCUGAACCACAGAGUGAGGAGGAGUCUUUAGAAUCAGAAUCAUCAGAUGCAGAAUCAGAUGCAGGUGUAGACGCAGUAGCAGAAGACAUUGAUGACUCAAACACCGAAGAUGUGCUCACCAACAUUGAGGAUAGGCAAAAAAGAGGCUCAAUUCAUUUGGAUAUGCAAAUUAGCGGUUCCUUUGGUGAUGACCUGUCAAUGUCAAGCAAUAACUACAGUCACCAAGAUGAACUUGGCAGCUGUUCUGUUGAUAGGGCUGUGAUCAGUCGGACAGGUCUGGAUAGUGUCUCCUCCUGCAGCAGAUCAACGGACUCUGUCAACUUCAAUCAGUCAACACCCCUGCCUCUGGAGACUCUGCAGAGAUGCGCUGGACCUUCUCAUGAUGUGAUGGAUGUUGACACUCCAGCAGGACCAGGUGAUAACAGUUGGUCUGCCCCCCAGGUCAGUGUUAAUACUCUUCAUAAGACAAUUUCCUUCUUGGGGACUAGACUCCAUACUGGCAAAGAUGUUGGCAUGGAAGAUGACAAGGACAGCCAAUCAGAAGAAAAGUCUUCAGAAAAAAAUAUAGUUUUAACAUGGGACAUUUCACCAACUGUUUCACCAGAAAUUACCCCAUCUAAAAAGCUUCAUCCUGGCAAGGAUGUUGACAUGGACGAUGACAAGGACAGCCAAUCAGAAGAAAAUCCUUCAGAAAAAAAUAUAGUUUUAACAUGGGACAUUUCACCAACCGUUUCACCAGAAAUUACCCCAUCUGAAAAGCUUCAUCCUGGCAAGGAUGUUGACAUGGAGGAUGACAAGGACAGCCAAUCAGAAGAAAAGUCUUCAGAAAAAAAUAUGGUUUUAACAUGGGACAUUUCACCAACUGUUUCACCAGAAAUUACCCCAUCUAAAAAGCUUCAUCCUGGCAAGGAUGUUGACAUGGAGGAUGACAAGGACAGCCAAUCGACAGAAAACUCUUCAGAAAAUAAGACAGUUUUAAAAUGGGACAUUUCACCAGAAUCUUUUUCAUCUAAAAAGAAGCAUGGUAAGAAACUACCUUUUGUCCUUGGUGAUCAUUGUUACUUUCAAGAUGAAACUCCAGAAAGUGUGCAAAUGGAUAACAGCUAUCACACAUAUUGUUAUCAAGACCAUGAUAACACACCUCACUGUCUGGAGAAACGUUUAGAAAUUAUGGAAACGGUGAUAAAUGAUCAUACAUAUCUUUGUCGAGACAAAACUGCAGACAAUAGGAAAAUACUGAAAAAAGGAAGAUUGAAAAGUAGAUAUUUCGAUAAUUAUGAUCAUGCAUAUUCCUGCAGAGACAAAAGAAUUGUGGAAAGAACACCACAAAGUGUGGAAAAUUAUCAAUCCCAUGGCCAUAGUCAAGUUUUGACCAUGGUGAGAAGUGACCAUGCAUACUGUGUGGACAAUAGCACAGUGAAAAUGGAAGAAACGGUUCCAGAUCAGUAGAGAUGUGAGACUUGGAGUGUGUGGUGGCAAGUCGGGAUGGUCGAUGUUGAUGACUUGACCAUCAUUGUUUGUCAUAAAUGAUAUGGCCUAAUGGCAUGUAGAUUAUUCAUCACUGACUAGACAUUUGUGGCCCUGUGGUCUAUGGCUCCAAAAUAUUGCAGGUCAGAGUUGCAUCCCCUUGUUAUGGAAGAAUCUGCCACUCAGGGGUUUUAAUAUGAUAAUGAUCAUUGGUUUGUUAGUACCAUAUCCAUAAUCAUGUGCCUUUGACUUGUAUAACUUUAAAGGGUUCGGAAUUAAUUAGUCCAGCAGUUCGAGGCCAGUAAAAUUCUGGAAAGACCCAUGACAUUUCUAAUGGGCUACUUCUUUUACCAUCAGGUAGAUGGCAGCUCUGCAGCAGCUUGUUUGCAGACUGGUGAAAAUAAGAAUUUAUUUGAAACCCUUCCUUUGACCAUUCUCCCUCAUUAACCUGACAUGCUGUGAUGUAAAUGAAAGUGUUUCAAGUUGAAUCCAUUACACUAUUCAUCAUUGGCCGAUAUGCUGAAACAGUAUGCAAUAUCCUCAAUGAUGUUCCUAUUGGACUUCACAGAGUCAGCAUUCCGAUGGGUCCAUGAACACAAUGUGGAUUUGAGUGCUUGAAGUUUGCAUCAACUGAUGGGCAGCAAUGUAUAUAAAUGUUAAGUCAAAUACGUAA